Messenger RNA from Aspergillus pseudotamarii, 4509 nucleotides. It is a transcript of the gene fphA, whose product is annotated as putative sensor histidine kinase/response regulator. The coding region runs from base 565 to 4269 and encodes 1234 amino acids. The transcript is spliced from 5 exons. Gene Ontology annotation, molecular function: protein binding; phosphorelay sensor kinase activity. Gene Ontology annotation, biological process: regulation of DNA-templated transcription; phosphorelay signal transduction system; phosphorylation. The record is from RefSeq and is a predicted model, not a curated record. Lineage: Eukaryota; Fungi; Ascomycota; Eurotiomycetes; Eurotiales; Aspergillaceae.
CGGCACGGGAUUGGCCAGUGCCAACUUCUGGGCCCGAGACGGUGACCGCCUAGCUGAAUGUAGGAAAUAUUGCCGUCGAUCCAUCGGAUACCGAGGACUCACUGUAACUCUUCUUCUCUUGCCUACUCCAAUCUUCGCUACCUGACUUUCGCCUGGUUCCUUUUUUUGUUUUUUCCCCCCUCCAUUGCAUUUUAACCCCUCUGUGUAAACACGGUCGAUAAUCCCCGUUUUCUUGUAUUCUUUAAUGCCUGGACCGAUCCCGGGAGAAUCUUCGUUUAUAACUCCCGUCUUCUUCCUCACGACCUCCUUUGCCCACCCAUUGCGUUCUGUGCAUGCGCCGUCAACCUUGUGAACCCUCCGCGGUUUCAUAAUCGAUCAAUUCGGCAUCCUCCUCCUUCUUGUCUCCACUCUGGACUCAUUGCGUCACCUGUAGAGCGUCCGUUAAACAUCACCGAUUUUGCUGCUGUCGCCCGUUUGGGAUAUUUGCCCAUGCCACGAUAACACGAUUCGUGACAGAUUGUGAUCGAGCUUGGUUUGGUCGAGUCCAAUCGUUAGGACAUUGAAAUGGAAUCCAAAACGGACUCCGCACCCGCGCUGAAGCAAGCUUCUCGCGAAGAGGCCUCUGAGAUUGCGCAGGUAGUCCAGCAGGUACCGGUUACCGACCUUUCAGCGAAACAUAUCUCCGAGAACGAGGUUAGUCCCGAUGCCGCCGAACGAGUAUACCCAAUUCGGUCAAUGGUCUUUGUCGAUCCCUCGUCGACUACUGCGCCGUCUGACGAUCCGAUCUCACCAGUGAGGGGAGCCAGGCAGUAUUCGAUAAUCGAUUCGCGAACAUGGGAUGAACUGCAGUUACAACGCAAGUCAGAUACAGAAGUCGUAGCGGCUCCGAUUGUGGCAGCUCAACUGCCCACGGAAGCACCGGGUUCCGGUAGCGAAACCCUUGUCCAGAGCCCCGCCACCCCCGCCAAUGCGUCGUUGGAGAGCCCGGUGGAGGCAAACGGAGCGUCGCACUUAGUUACCACGCGAUUUAAACACGUCGAAACGGACGAUGGCCACGCUGUUCUCACCGGAAGAACGGUUGAUUCUUUUCGGGCCUGUGAAGAUGAGCCGAUUCACAUCCCCGGCGCAAUUCAAACGUUUGGUGCGAUGAUGGCCCUGCGCGAGGAGUCGGAAGGAAAAUUAGUAGUUCGCGUGGUCAGUGAGAACUCAGAAAGUAUCCUUGGCUACUCACCCCACAGUCUCUUUGCAUUGGAAAACUUUUGUGACAUCCUCGAUGAGGACCAGACGGAAACUCUCUUAGAUCAUGUUGACUUCAUCCGCGAUGAGGCGUACGAUCCUAGUGCCGAUGGUCCCGAAGUGUUCAUCAUGUCCAUCACCAGCCCAGCAGGCCAGGCGGUGCGACUCUGGUGCGCCAUCCAUGUCAAUCCUGCUAACCCGGGCCUGAUCAUCUGCGAGUUCGAGCUGGAAGAUGAUCGUGCCAAUCCAAUCAGCGGCUCCAGUGGUCCGUCUCCCUCGGUGCCAGUUGAUACCCUGGGUGUUGAAUUCACUCCGGAACAGUUCGCGGAAAGCACCAUCAACAUCAGCCAGCCACUUCGGUUGCUGCGGAACGCGCGAAGGCGAAAGGGCGAAGCCGCCGCAAUGGAGGUUUUCAGCAUUGUGAGCCAGGUUCAGGAACAGAUGAAUCGCGCCGAAACAUUGGACUUGCUGCUUAACACCACCGUGGGGAUUGUUAAAGAGCUGACGGGAUUUCAUCGAAUCCUGAUCUAUCAGUUUGAUGGCCAGUGUAAUGGUGUUGUGGUUGCUGAGUUGGUUGAUCCGAGGUUCACCGUAGAUCUUUAUAAGGGCUUACACUUUCCCGCCUCCGAUAUUCCCAAGCAAGCUCGAGAUUUAUACCGCAUCAACCGUGUCCGCUUGCUUUAUGACCGUGAGCAAGUGACAGCACGGUUGGUUUGCCGUACUGUGGAAGAUCUGGAGCGACCCUUAGAUAUGACACACGCAUACUUGCGUGCAAUGUCGCCCAUCCAUUUGAAAUAUUUGGCCAACAUGGAAGUGCGUGCCUCAAUGUCUAUCAGCAUCAACGGCCCCAGCGAGCUGUGGGGAUUGAUCUCUUGCCAUACCUACGACACUGGCAUGAGAGUCUCGUUCCCACUCCGAAAAAUGUGUCGACUGAUUGGAGAAACACUGUCGCGUAACAUCGAGCGUCUCUCAUAUGCAUCGCGUCUGCAGGCGCGCAAACUGAUCAACACUGUCCCAACGGACGCCAAUCCGUCUGGCUCUUUGAUGCUGAUUUUGGUGCCUUAUCGAUCCGCGACGAGACCAAAAUCUUGGGUGGGUCGACCCAUCAAGAGAUGUUGGCUUUGCUGGAAUAUCUCCGAAUGCGCCGGAUUAACUCUGUCCUCGCGUCGCACAACAUCAGGAAAGAUUUCACGGACCUCAAGUACCCCCCGGGGUUCAAAUGGUCGACUGACUGAAAUCAAAUGGGGCGGCAACCCCUAUGAACAGAAGGAGAAGAUCGGUAGGCUCGAACCGCGACAGAGCUUUCAGAUUUGGAAAGAAACCGUCCUGGAUCAGUCUCGAGAAUGGACGGACUCUGACGUGGAGACUGCUGCCGUUUUAUGUCUGGUGUACGGCAAAUUCAUCAAAGUAUGGCGGCAGAACGAGGAAGCCAUGCAGGGCUCGCAGUUGACCAAGCUUCUUCUGGCAAACUCCGCCCAUGAGGUGCGGACUCCCUUAAACGCGGUCGUUAAUUAUCUGGAGAUUGCACUGGAAGGUGCGCUGGAUAAGGAAACCAGGGACAAUCUCACCAAGUCGUACUCCGCGUCGAAGUCAUUGAUUUACGUAAUUAACGACCUACUCGACCUGACAAACACGGAAAAGGGCCAGGAUCUCAUUAAGGACGAGCCCUUCGACCUUGAGGCGACCUUCAAGGAAGCGACUGGCAUGUUUGAGAGCGAGGUGGAACGGAAAGGGAUCAACUAUACCGUUUUACCACACCCUGGCAUCCCUCCAACAGUUAUCGGGGAUCAAAGGCGUGUACGGCAGGCCAUGUCCAAUCUGAUCUCGAACGCUAUUCAGCAUACAUCUGGUGGUGACAUUAUCGUCGAACUCUGGCGCCAGCCGGGCCGUGCAGAGGAUGGCUCCGCAACGGUGCAAAUCGCAGUCCUUGACACGGGCUCGGGCAUAUCUCAAGCUCGACUUGAGACCUUGUUCCAGGAGCUCGAACAGGUCUCUGCAGAGAGUGACAUCCGCGGCCCGGGUGAAAAUGGACAGGACAAUCUACGCGAAGUCGUGGAUGAGACAGAAAAGCAGGUUCUGGGAUUGGGGCUGGCGACAGUCUCUCGCGUCGUUCGUAAUAUGCAAGGGCAACUUAGUGUUCGAUCCGAGGAAGGCAAAGGUAGCCGGUUUCAGAUCACGUUGAAUUUCCCUCUACCGGCCGAUGCCGCCACUGCCAAAGACGAGUCCGAAAUCCCUGUUCACAAUGUUGUACCGACGGUCCCCUUAGAGUCGAAAGAAGAAUUCGUCCUGGUUGAUACUCGAUCCGAGGGACGUAGUUAUGGCGGAAGUGACACCAACAGCGAGAGUGGGAAGGCCACACAGAAACCUCCCACUUCACAGCCAAGCCUAGAUGAAGAAUCUAAGCAUCGCCCAGAGACCUGCGACGGCCCACCAACACAGGAACCUGUACUAGUUGGCCAGCCUCCAGAGACAAAGACCGAGUCCACAUCGCCGACCAAAGAGCCUCCCCCAAAACCCGAUCCGUCUCCUUUACCUGAUACUUUCCGUGUCCUUGUUGCGGAAGACGACCCGAUCAAUAGCAAAAUUAUACAGAAACGACUGACUAAACUUGGCCACACUGUACGCCUAACCGUUAAUGGCGAAGAGUGUGCAAGCGCCUACCGUGCGGACCCUGCUCAGUUUGAUGCGGUCCUGAUGGACAUCCAGAUGCCAAUUGUCGAUGGUAUCGGGUCCACUAAAAUGAUCCGUCAAUUCGAGCAGGAUACCCCGCCCGACUCACUCUCGAGGCUCUCUAAAUUGAACGGCCGAAUACCCGUCUUCGCCGUCUCGGCUUCGCUUCUUGAGAAGGACGCAGAAAAAUACAUCUCUGCAGGCUUCGACGGCUGGAUCAUGAAGCCAAUCAACUUCGAACGGUUAAACACCCUCCUUGCCGGUCUCCGCGAUGACGAUGUUCGCAACAGCGCCACCUAUCAACCCGGUAAAUGGGAGAAAGGUGGCUGGUUUCAAGGGCGCCAACAGCCCCAGUCUCUAUGAUAGCCCAACCUCUAUGAUUUAUUGAACUGAUGAAAAGCUGUCCGUCUGGUUUCACCGACACCUGCGAUGAGCGUUGCGUUAGCAUUUGAUCAACGUUUUUAUGGCAUGAGUAUCCAUUGGUUAAGGAGAAUGCCUACAGUUCUAUGUAUUUCACAUCUGCAUUCAUGUCAUAUAUACCCCAUCAAUCGAUUUAGUUUUACAGAAUGAACUGGAUAUUUAUAUGUUUAUAGAGAUUUCUGC